This is a messenger RNA of Photinus pyralis (common eastern firefly), 3582 nucleotides long. Its product is annotated as ankyrin repeat domain-containing protein 16-like. Gene Ontology annotation, biological process: regulation of transcription by RNA polymerase II. The transcript has 3 exons. Gene Ontology annotation, cellular component: nucleus. The record is from RefSeq and is a predicted model, not a curated record. Gene Ontology annotation, molecular function: DNA-binding transcription factor activity, RNA polymerase II-specific; protein binding; RNA polymerase II transcription regulatory region sequence-specific DNA binding. NCBI's taxonomy places the organism in Eukaryota, Metazoa, Arthropoda, Insecta, Coleoptera, Lampyridae. Bases 44 to 1015 code for a protein of 323 amino acids.
GUAAGCCAAAUAAGAUCCCGCUCAGAGUAAAUCACAUAUAUCAAUGAGCACAGUAACUUCUCAAGAAAAAACCAAAAUCCUACACGCCUCCCAGAUCGGAGACGUCAACGCAAUUGAGACGUUCAAGAAAAAGCACCCCGAGGUGCAUUGGUGCGAAAUACGACACGAGAAACUCGGCGACACCAUCCUCCAUAUCGCUGCACGUUUAGGUCACGUCCCGUUCAUCGAGUAUCUCCUAACGCAUUACUCUCCCGCUAUCAACUUUCAAAAUAAAGACUGCAAAACGCCGCUGCACGAGGCGGCCCAAUUUUCUCAAUCGGAAGCAAUACGAACCUUACUGGCGUGUAAGGCCGACGUGAACGCGUUAAAACGCGCGGACUGGACGCCGUUAAUGCUGUCGUGCACGAAAGACGACCACGAGUGCGUCAGACUACUGUUGGAGGCAGGCGCAUUGGUCAACGUUAAAAACAAGGACGGCUGGACGGCUUUGCAUUUAACAAGCCGCGAGGGCUCCACGCCAAUUUUUGAACUCUUAAGCUCGUACGGCUCAGAUCCGUUUGCGGUCACCAAUAACGGAAGGAGCGCUCUUCAUGUUGCCUCAUUACACGGCCACUUAGAGAUCGUCAAGAGACUCAUUCGUGCAGGUGUCAGUGUAGAUGCUCGUGACAACUGCAGAAAUACACCACUGCACGAAGCCGUUCUCGGCGGGCACGUAAAAGUGUGCGAUUAUUUGCUUAAUUGUCCCGCUGAUUUAGGUGCGGUUAACAGUAUGGGCUUUUGUGUGUUGCAUUUGGCCGCAAGCGUUGGGGAUAUAACGAUGAUUAGGUAUUUAGUUCGGUUAUCGACAAAUCUAAAUGCCUCCAGCUGUAACAAGUUGACACCGCUUCAUUGUGCGGCCCGUAAGCAACACACUGAUGCUGUAAGGUUAUUGAUUCAAUUGGGGGCUGAUGAUACAACCUUGGAUAACUUUGGACGUUCGCCUAUGGAUUAUUUACAUAGUGUGAAAUUAGCGUAGAACCUGGGGGUUAAGUACACUACAAAUCCAUUACUUUAGCUGACCGCUUGUAGAGGAUGUAAUUAUGGCCAUAAAUAAAUCACUGGAGAUUUUCUUUUUUCAUCUGGAAACUGGCAACACUGUAUUAAGUAAACAAUGGCCAUUGGUGGAAAGAUGUUAAGUUAUUCAAGCUCCCACAAAUUUUUUUAUGGUGGUUGUAAGUAUACCGAAAACUGAUGAGCAAUAACUCAUUAUAUUAGUCAAGAAUCAUCAUGGAUGAUGACAACUUUGCAUUCGUUAAAACUGAACCCAAAGAAGAAGAUGACAUAAAUUGGUCCCUCGAAAGAAACACUCUCGUAAGCAAUAAUCCUUCGGGAACUAUAAAAGAAGAACGUAACGAGACUGUGACAGAAGACUGUAGCCAAGAAGAAACUCGUCAACGAGGUCAUUCUCAAACUGUAAGAUUUAAAUGUGAGGUCUGUGAUUACACAACAGAUAAUGAACCUCAUUUUAAAACACACAUUUCGGUGCACAAGGUUACUACCAAUUUUAAAUGUACAAACACAAGCACUAAACGGCAUUUAAAAGCGCUUCUCUUAAAGCACAUAGUAUUUAAAAAUUUGAAGUGUGCAAAUUGUAAUUAUGCAACAAAUUCUAAGCGAAAUUUGAAGCAUCAUGUUCUAACACAUAAAGCUUCAACACGUUUUAAAUGUGACGUUUGUGAUUAUGCCACAAAUAUCAGUAGUAAUUUUAAAUCGCAUGUCUUAACACACGAUGAUUCAAAAGAUUUGAAGUGUGAUAUUUGUAAUUACGCAACAAAUAGGAAGCAAAGUUUGAAACAGCAUCUCUUAAUACACAAAUAUUCAAAAGAUUUUAAAUGUAAUUCUUGUAAUUACGCCACAAAUAUUAGGAGGGAUUUUAAGCAACAUUCUCUAAGACACAGUGAGUCGAGGGUUUUUAAAUGUGACGUUUGCAAUUAUGGGACUAAUUUUAAAGCCCAUUUGAAGUUACAUCUCCUAACACACAAUGCUUUGAAAGAUUUUAAAUGUGAAGUCUGCGAUUACACAGCAGAUAACGAACCAAAUUUUAAAAUACACCUUUUGAAGCACACAAGUUUUAAAUGUGCAACAUGUGAUUACGCAACAAAUAUUAAACAGAAUUUAAAAAUGCAUCUCCAAACUCACAAAGUAUUUAAACAAUUUAAGUGUGCAAAUUGUAAUUAUGCGACAAAUUCUAAGAGAAAUUUGAACCAUCACCUUCUAAAACACAAUACUUCAAAAUGUUUUAAAUGUGACGUUUGUGAUUAUGCCACAAAUAUUAGAACUCAUUUUCGGUCACAUCUCUUAAUACACGAUGAUUCAAAAAAUUUGAAGUGCGAAAUUUGUAAUUACGCAACAAAUAGGAAGCUAAGUUUGAAACAACAUUCCCUAGUACACAAAGUUACGAAAGAUUUUAUUUGUAAUGUCUGUAAUUAUGCAACAAAUAUUAAGAGGGAUUUUAAGCGACAUUUUCUUAAUCACAGUGUUUCGACAAUGUUUAAAUGUGACCUUUGCGAUUAUGGGACAAAUGUUAAAACCUAUUUGAAAUCACAUAUUUUAUCACACAAUGAUUUGAGCGACUUUAAAUGUGAUAUGUGUGAUUAUACGACAAAUACCAAGAACAACUUGAGAAAUCAUUUGCUAAAACACAAUGUUUCAAAACUGUUUAAAUGUGACGUUUGUAAUUAUUCAACAAAUAUUCGGAAAGAUUUCAGGCAACAUUCUAUAAAACACAGUGUUUCGUCAGUUUUUAAAUGUGACGUUUGUGAUUAUGAGACAAAAGUUGUAGCCCAUUUUAAGUCGCAUCUCGUAACACACAAUGAUUCGACAGAUUUGAAAUGUGACAUUUGUGAUUAUACAACAAAUACUAAGAACAAGUUGAAAAGUCAUUUGGUAAAACACAAUCUUUUAAAACAUUUUAAAUGUGACAUUUGUAAUUACGCAACAAAUAGAAAGGAUUGUUUGAAACAGCAUUUCUUAACGCACAAUGAUUCGAAAGUUUUCAAGUGCGAUAUUUGUGAUUAUUCAACAAAUUGGAAGAUAAGUCUGAGGAAGCAUUUGCUCAAACACAAUGUUUCAAAUGCUUUUAAAUGUGACGUUUGUAAUUACACGACAAAUGUUCAACGAUAUUUUAAGUCGCACCUCUUAUCACACAUUAAAUCGAAAAAUUUUAAAUGCGAUACUUGCAAUUUUGCAACAAAUACCAUGCGCAAUUUAAAGCAUCAUUUGUUAAAACACAAAAAAUUUUAAUUGUGACAUUUGUGGUGAGAACAAUGUGAUAGGACACCUGAAGAGACAGCGUUUCGAAAGAUCGGAAGUGUGGUCCAAAAAAUAAUUCUCCUAAUCAAGUCUGUGUGACUAUUAUUGUGAAAAUGAUGGAGUUGUCUAAUUACAUAGGUAUAGAAUCGACUUGAUUUUUUUUAUAAAUACAAAACAACGUAAUUAGUUUAGUGAUUAAAUUAAUGACUGAAUAUUUUACAUUUAGAUCAUGAAUAGUUAAAUAAUUGUGUAAGUGUUAAUAUUGUGCAGAAUUAAAUAAUAAAUCUAUUU